Molecule: messenger RNA, 4935 nt
Organism: Drosophila rhopaloa
Lineage: Eukaryota; Metazoa; Arthropoda; Insecta; Diptera; Drosophilidae
Product: RE1-silencing transcription factor
Exons: 4
Coding region: 123-4106 (1327 amino acids)
Biological process (GO): regulation of DNA-templated transcription
Cellular component (GO): nucleus
Molecular function (GO): DNA-binding transcription factor activity, RNA polymerase II-specific; zinc ion binding; RNA polymerase II cis-regulatory region sequence-specific DNA binding
Source: RefSeq, a predicted model, not a curated record
CACUUCCAGCACUUUCCAACACUAGCACCAGUGAAAUAAACAAAAAUGCUUGAGAUAAAACCAAUAACUAUGAGGAUUUUUCGUUGAUAAAAGCCGUUGAUAACGCCUUAAGCCCGGCCAAGAUGGAUCGGUUCGCAUUCAAGAUCGACGCGGCGCUGAAGGCGAAUCUCUGCAAGAUCUGUCGGCUGUGCGGCAUCGAUAAUCCAGGAAAAGUGCAAAUACUGCUGCCUAAUGAAUUAGAGACCAUCGACCUGGACGAGCCCAGUAUGUCCCAAAAGAUCUACGAACUGGUGGGCUUUACGGUGUCCAUGGACGAUAAAAUGCCGCAGACAAUGUGCAGCCAGUGCGUGGAGAAAAUCAAUGAUUUUUAUGAGUUUCGAGAAAUGUGCUACGCCACAAACAAGCAGACGCGCAACCUACUAGGACUAAAGCAAAUAGAGCCCACAAAGCUCAUUGAUUUUAAGCCCAUUUCGAAGGAGGAACUGCACCUUUCCGGGGCAGCUGGAAAGCGGGGAAGAAAACGCAAGGGAGAGGACACCUGGUUAAGAAGUAAUCUUAAUGCUAAGCCACAGGUCAAGAAGGAGCCAUUCGUGUGGCACAAGAAGCAGCGCCUGCAGCCUCCUCUGACGGCUCCCAUAAAGCCAAAAACCGAGCCUGAAAUCAAAGAGGAGCCGGCUGAACCGGAGACCAGCCUUAGGUUGCCACCGAAAAAGGGACGCAAGUCCAUUUGUAGCGUCUGCGGCGAAAAAUUUCUUAGCAAGGAACUGGCCGAUGAGCACAAGAGUCUGGUGCAUGUGCCGUCGAUUCCGCGCUACACGUGCAACGCCUGCAACCAGACGCAUCAUAAUCAGAGCGACAUCCGAGCCCAUCAGCUGUGGCACAAGCUCUCAAAGACGCCUUACAAGUGUCCCCUGUGCGAGACCAGCGUGGCCAAUGCCUACGCCUUUACUCGCCACUUACGGGAGCACACACCGCCCACACCUGUUCAGCUGCUCGUGCUGGACCGGGAGUGCCCGUUGUGCAAGAAGACCUUUGUCACGAACUUCUUCUACAACACUCACCGCUGUGCCAUUCGCAAACGCAAGUGUGGCGGCUGCAGUCGCGCCCUAAACACUGAGGCCGCCUACAUGCGCCACGCCCCCACCUGCCCGAAGAUUUACCUCAAUCACUCGAAGCACAUAAUGCCCGAGGCUGUGACUAAUGAGGCACAAAUGCCUAUCAAGAACGAGGUAGAGGACGAUUUGUUGGGCCUCCCUCCGGCCAUUGCGUUGCCACCGGACUUCGUGAUAGACGAGGGAAUGCAGCCGAUAGUGGUCCUGGAGCGCCUGUCAUCGCCUCUGCUGCGGGCUUCGGCUGGAGUAAACCGACUGGGCGCCACUAAGAGCAGAAAUAGCGAUCGGGUCUCGGCGAAGAACUACUUGAAACGAGUUGAUCAGUUGCUCAAGAAUACAAUAAACACUCUGGUCAGCAUCAAACAUGAGCCGGAGGUGCACAUCAACGACACGGGGCCAGCGGCAGAGGAGGCACAAAGCGAACCCGAGCCAGAAAGGGAAGAGGAACCUUCUUAUUUUGGCGAUGAUUUCCAGGCAGCUAACGAUGACAGUGAGGAGGAAGCGCAACCGGAGGCAGCAUCCGAUGAAGCUGCUCCACCUGCCAGUGAUGAUCUGCCCAGUGUAUCGGUCAAACAGGAACCCGUAGAUGAUGCCUAUGAAAAGCCAAUGGGGGUUAAACAGGAGCCACUUAAACUUAAGCUGAAAAUCACCAAGAACCACGGCAAGCUAAACUCUUCGCUUAUAGACGAUCUUGAUGAGGCAGGUCAGGCAUCUGGCAGGAGCAACAAAAAGAAAAAGAAGCGAAAGCACAAGGAACGGGAGAAGGAGGCAUCGGCGGAGGCAGAAAGCUGCCAACCAGAAGCUCAGAAUCAGCCCGUCGUUAGAAUAAAACAAGAACCCAUUGAUUUCGCUCCCAUGGCCACUGUCAUGACCACCAUUCCCAUGACCCAAUUGGAAAGCAGCUUCAAUGAAAGCCAACCGGAUGAGGAAGAGGAAAAGGAUAUGGCCCAGCACCAGGAAGAUGUUAAGCCCAAUCGCACGGAGCUUGAUCGUUUGAUGCAGAUUUCACAUGUGGCCAGUGGCGUAGAUAUGGCAGAAGAGGCAAUGACUUUGGAGAGAGCCGAAGAAGCCACUCCCGAUGAACAGACAGCAGAGGAAUCGCUGACCAAGAAAUCCCCGCCCAAAUCAAAGUUUGUAAAGUCCACAGCACGCAAAAGUACUGGAGGCGCUAUAUGCAAGACUCCUACGCCUCCGAAGCAGGCGCCUCUGCCGCAGAUCGUGGCCGUGGAGAGUGGCGAGGCGGUGACGUUUAAUAUUAUGCCAAAUAUUUCCAUCAAGUCUGAGCCAAGAAACCGCGGCUAUGGGGAUGAGCCCGAAGAAGAGGAAGCAACCACAGAAGAGAUUAACCACAACGAGAAAAUGGACGAGGAGGAUGCCUACAUAGGCAAUUUAGAUUUGAGCAAAGUGACCGUUAAGAAGGAGAAAGACCUGGACAUUUCCGAGUCAGAGGCCCAGCACUGCAACGGAUUAGGGAAGGUCGAUGAAAGCGAAGGCGACGACGAGGGCAAUGAGGACAGUGGAUCAUCGGCCGAUGAAGCUGAAGAAGCCAUGGAGGAGGACGAAGAAGAGCGCAUUUAUCGUGAAAUCGAGUUUCCCCCUUUGGAACCCCAAAACGAGGGGGAUCUAGCCUCACAUACGGCCCAAGAGGGGCCAGAAAGAAUGGACACGGAGGUAUCAGCUGCAUUACCAGCUGGAGAGAACUCUCCGCAAACUCCGGAAGUAUUUGGUGUGGAAAAACCACCAGAGCCUGCUUUCAGUUUGGUCAUAACUAAUAUAUGCAGUCAAGCGAUACAGAAACCUGCGACAGCUAAUGUUGCCUCUAACCUUGAAAAUCCACCGCCUAUGGCCAACGAGAGCCAAUCUUUAAUUGAUGCUGACUGUAACUUAACAAUGGAUCUUCCGCCAUCUGGAAUGGACAUUAAAAAUUCAAUGGAAGAACAGACAGGGCUGUGCUCUACCCCUGAAAAUCCUUCUGCAAGUGAUAUUCAAUCAUCGGUAGAAUCUCAUCAGGCAGUUGAAGCUCACUCCCAGUCAGAGGAUGACGUUAACCUUGAAAAUCCUCCUUUAGCUGUCAUAAACAUACAAUCUUCAAUGGAUGCUGCCUCUACCUCUGUUGAAUCCCAUUUUGGUAAUCCUUCAUCUGGUCCAAAUGAGAUUCAAUCAUCUCACCCGAAUUGUGGAAGCCAGUCCCAAACAGAGUUUACAGUUGAACUGCAAACUAACCGUGAGGGUGAACACCAAUCCGUGGCAGAAUUUGGUUUUUAUCAUCCAAUCGAACGUCACUCCUCGAAAAAUGAUGGAUCUAACAUUGAACUGCCACGUGCUCCAGUUGAAAAUCAACCCCUGGAAAUCACCGCACAUCGCACAUUAAGCCUGGAAAAUCCACCGGCAGCUAUAAACAACGAGAUAGGAUUCCUCCCAAGUAGUAGCUCUGCUGCGGAUAAUUUUGGAAUUUCUAUUGCUGAAAACCAAUCCCCCGCAGCCACAAAUUCACCCCUCUCCAACGAAACCUCGGAAUCGCCGGAGAAAUGUGUCAAUGACCAUGACUUGGAAGCUUGCAAUGCAGAGUCUCUACCAACGGUUUCACUCAACGCUCUUAAAGACAGUGACACUCAGGCUUUGCCGAGUUGCGAUGCAGCUUACGUAGAUAAUAAUUACACAUGCGACGAGGAGCAGCAGAAUGUUCUCAACCAUGAGCUUUCCGAGCAGCAACAGGCUUCAUUGGAAGAUGUACAGCAGUUGGUUCACGAGGAGCAGCCGGCUAUACUUGAGCUUAUCCCAACGGGAUCAUCGGCGAGACCAACUGAGGAGACUGAGAACCGCAUCAAUGAGCAGCAGCAGGAGCUGGACCAGGAGGAGCAACGGCAGCCACGCUGUCAGGCCAUUGACGACUCAAAUAUCAACGAAAUAGCCGAAAACAAUAACAAUGCCAACAUUGAGCGCGAAUUGCAAGAUGAUGCUGCGCUCGGGGCUCAGGAAAACGUAAAUCCGUAGACUACAAUUAGAUAAUAGGCCAUUUCCAAUAUUAAAUUGCAUGUUCUUUUCGAUUCGGUUUAAAAUUGUAAAUAUGUAUGGAUGGUAAAUCAUGCUUUGGUAAUUGGAUAAAAUCGGAGCUAUAGCCCCAGCGCAUAACUUAUACCAUAAAUUGCGAAUAAACUUUUUACGGAUAGCAUUAGUGUUAAGUUAGAUAUACACAACUUUAUUACAUAAAUUAAUGGCUUAUAUAUUAGCAUAAGUAAGUAUUAUGUAUUGAAAUACAUAAAUCGCACAAAACUCUUUUGACAUGCGUACAUAUAAUCCAAAAUCUGAUCCACAUAAAUUUCCUGCUCUGACAAGCUUAUUGGGUUUAGUAGUUUAAAAUAGUCACAAAAACAAACAUAUACGUAAUAUUGAUUUAAUUACAAACACACAGAAGAAAAAUGACUACAAGUUUGCAUUAAAUGCACUCAAACUAAAUUGAAAAUACUUAUGAGUUACUAGGUUAUUAAUCGAUUGGGAGUAACUGGAUGUAAUAGACAGCUUUUAGCGGACGCAUCGGAGCCCGAGGAAGCCUUGUCAAAAUAAGUUGCAUUCAUCUCCUAUUUGAUUGGUUUAGCCACACUUAUUACAUUAGUUAAUUAUUAUUUUAACAAGUAGUGAAUUAUUACUGAGCAAAUUUAGUAUGUGGUUAAUUGCGGGCAAUUCUAUUAGUUCAAACUUGUGUAUUUAUAAUAAUUCUCAACUGUGGCUUUAUUAAGAGUAGUCACAGUUUAUUUUUGUUUGAUCCUUUCGUUUGUUAUAGAUUUAUAAAAUAUAUUCACUAUAAUAAAUUUAUAUCGCUCAG